AUGGGUGCUCUUCCCAUUGUCACUUCAACUGAGUUCAAGUCUCACUGUCAUCCAUCUCACCAAAUAUUUUGUUUAACCAAUUAUAUUCUCUUAAGUGCAUCGUCUAGUUGUAUCUUCCUUACCCUCUCUUUACGUCUAAUCCCAUCGUUAUACGGUGGCCUUUUCAUCCUCCUCCACAUUCUCACAAUCGCGGGUGCAGUGCCCAGUUGCACGGACACUGCAACCCUAGCGGGGUCCAACAAUUGGUAUGCCAUAUAUAUGGUAUCUACUGUUUUAACGGCAAUAUUUCAAGGAUCGUCUUCUGUGCUAAUUUUCACAAAGAGUUAUGACUUUUUAGGAGAAUUAAAGUCUUAUGUUAGAGAAGAAAAUGGUGUUGUGAUUUUGAAAUUGAUUGGUGGAUUGUCCAUUUUGAUAUUUUGCUUGGAAUGGGUUGUUUUGUUAUUGGCAUUUAUUUUAAGGUACAAUGCCUUUGUGGAAGGGAAUAAUGGUACAAAUUCUAAACAAGAAGAGACUUUGAAAGGCUAUCCUUGUCCAAUCCAAGUAUAAUAUUUCUGAAAGGCAGCUCGAUACACAAAACAUAUUUUGAAAUGAAA
Solanum verrucosum is the source of this 593-nucleotide messenger RNA. RefSeq lists its product as uncharacterized. The transcript has a single exon. Lineage: Eukaryota; Viridiplantae; Streptophyta; Magnoliopsida; Solanales; Solanaceae. The coding region runs from base 1 to 546 and encodes 181 amino acids. The record is from RefSeq and is a predicted model, not a curated record.